Molecule: messenger RNA, 3612 nt
Organism: Pipra filicauda (Wire-tailed manakin)
Lineage: Eukaryota; Metazoa; Chordata; Aves; Passeriformes; Pipridae
Gene: INHA
Product: inhibin subunit alpha
Exons: 2
Coding region: 1948-3048 (366 amino acids)
Biological process (GO): SMAD protein signal transduction
Cellular component (GO): extracellular region
Molecular function (GO): growth factor activity; cytokine activity
Source: RefSeq, a predicted model, not a curated record
GUUCCCCUCCAGAGUGUGGUCCCACAGGCAGGAUCCAGCCCUCGCGCACUGAAAGUCAUGACUGGAAAUGAUCAGCCCCAGGGGCAAAGAUAAGGCCGGGGAGGUGGGUCCUGCUUUUGGAGGGCAUUGCCUCCAUCCCCAGCUUUCUGGGUAACCAUGCCCACUAUCACAGGCAGGAGCAGGGCAGGGUGCCUCCCCCGGGUGAGUGCACUGCAGCCUCUGCCCACACCAUGGCCGGGGCUGGGGCAAUAUCCGUCUCUGCCUUGCUUGGGCAGGGGGAGGGGAAACAAGAAUACUCCCUGAAUGAGCCAGAGGGGACGGUGGGAGAGGGCUGUUCCCCAAGGAGUGAGAAGGACCGGGGCCAGCUUCUCCUCCCAGCUCCCUACCCCUGGAACAGUGCAUCCAUUCAGAGCCACCUCCCUGGCCAAAAACUCCCCUGACCCACAGCCCACCCCACAGCAGCCUCUGCAGAUGCAGACAGACCUGAUGGCUCAGCCGCCCCACUGCACCCUUUAACCACCCCCUUCCCUGAUCACCCUGCCCCAGACAGCCCCUCAGCCCAGUCUCCAUCUCCACACACGCACCUCGGUCCGCUGCCUCUCCCCUGUGUCUCCCAGUGCCGGUGCCCAGCUCCUGCUGCUUCCUCCAGCUCCGCUCCUGGGUGUCAGUGCACAGGGACCAAACGUUAUAAAUGCCUGCAGCUGCUGUCCCCAAAAAUACCCUCUGAUGACACGCUGGGUUGAUAAGACCGAGCCUGCUCCAUUCAGCGCCUCACUGAGGCAGGGCUGGUCUACCUAUGUAUAGCAGCCUGGCGGGAGCCACCCCAGAGAGCUGGGGUGCCACAGCCCCAGCUGUGGCUCCAUGAUAGCUCAGCCAGCAGCAGGAGACAAUGCACCAUGUGGGAUGUACAGCAUGGUGUGGGGUAUAUGGAGCGGGACACCAGACUGCAGUGAGAGAGGUCAUGCUAUGCGAGACAUACUGCAUGGGGUGGGAUGUACCGCACUGGAUGCUGCAUGAGAUGCCAGGUUGUGCAUGGGCUGUGCAGGACACUGGGCUGUGGGAGGAGCAGAGGGGAUACACAGGCUGCCCACCACCCACAGGGCAGGCAGGGCUGACGAAUCGGGAACACCCGGCAGUGUCCCCUCAGGCAGCCAUUAGAGGAAGGGCACCGGGUCCCCUUGCAGCCUAUGCCUAUGCCUCUCCUGCAACUCCCACACUGUGAGCCAGCCCGUGGAGCAGUCCAGGAUCCUUUGCCUGCUGCAGGGUGUCCAGCUGGCUUGGCUUUGCCUCAACUCUUCUCUCCCUGAAGCUGGCCCAGCAUUCCCCAGUCCUAGCCCCAGGGACCUCUUGCUGUCCCUCCUGCUUCAUGUCUCCAGGACCUUGCCAGAUUCCAGACUGUCCUGGAGAUGCCACAGUCACACACCACCCCCCAGCCUGCCCUCCCUAGGGCCCCAUCCUCACAUCCUGGUUGCCCUGGCUUGUCCCAGAGAUCCCAGUGCCCAGCCUGUACGCCCCAACUUGCCUCCCCCAUGCCAGAGCCUCACAGGGCUCUAAACCCCAUCAGGUCUUUGCCCAGAUUUCCCUGCUGUGCACAACUGCUGUCACCUCCCACUAUCCCCCCUGAAGCUGCAGAUCUCCAGUUCCUCCACCGUGGGGGGCACCCAGCACCAGCAGCUGCAAAGCUUGCUCAGGAUGCCCCCUCCAUCCCUGCCAGCACAGGAAAACCUUCCUGGCAGCACCCUGCCCACAGCACGGCCUCCCCAGCCCCAUGCACCCGCUGCUCCCAGCAGCAUCCCCCCCACACACACCCCUUGCCCAGGCGCUGCCCCCCCCCUCCAGACCACACUGUCCUUGCAGUCCUCACAUUCCAGACGUCUCAGCGCUUUCACAGCCCAGAGAUAAUAUUCACGGCGAGCAGACGUUUGCGUCAGUGUCAGAUAGAUCUCAAUGCCACCCUGCCCCAGGGGGAGAACAGCGGGCAGACAGGCUGGGCAGGCAGGCAGAAGCCCACGGCAGAGCCCCCUGAGCCACUGGUCUGCUGCACACCCCACAGUCAUGCUGCUCCUCCUGCACCUGCUGCCUGCCAUGCUGCCCACUGCUGCCCUGGCCAGCUGCACUGGGGCGGGUGCUGACAGGCAGCUCAUCCUGGCCAAGGUGCGGGCUCGGGUGCUGGAGCAUCUGAGCCCCCCGCUUCUCCAGGAGGAGCCCCAGAUGGAAGCAAGGAGGGUACACCGGAGAGACAUCCUUGAAGACGCUGAAGUUGAGCCAGAGGAGCUGGAGGACACCUCCCAGGUGAUCUUGUUCCCUUCCACAGAUGUGCCCUGUGAGCCCACACAGCCGGACAAACUGCUGGAGGAAGAAGGGAUUUUCAGCUAUCUCUUCCAGCCCUCAGCACACACCCUGAGCCGCAUGGUGACUUCUGCCCAGCUCUGGUUUUACACCGGUCCUUCGGCCACCCUGAACCACUCAGCCCCUGACGUGCUGGCCCUGUCAUCACAGGGCCGGGUGCCGGUGACAGCCACGGCAGAGCAGACACCCGAGCACUGGACAGUGUUUCACUUGGCCCCCGUGCUGCUGCCCCAGCUCUCGCAGCCACUCUUUGUGCUCCUGGUGCGCUGCCCUGGCUGCCCCUGCCUGGCCGAGGGGGACAAGAUGCCCUUCUUAGUGGCCACCACCCGGGCCAAGGGCAGUGAGAGGGCUCGUCGCUCCACCAUGCCCUGGUCCCCAGCUGCACUGAGCCUGCUGCAGCGCCCAUCUGAGGACUUGGCUGCCCACACCAACUGCCGCCGGGCUUCCCUCAACAUCUCCUUCGAGGAACUGGGUUGGGACAAGUGGAUCGUGCAUCCCAGCAGCUUCGUUUUCCACUACUGCCAUGGGAGCUGCACCGCGGGCCAUGGGCUGAGCCACCGUCUGGGCGUGCAGCUCUGCUGCUCUGCCCUGCCCGGCACCAUGCGCUCCCUGCGCGUCCGCACCACCUCCGAUGGCGGGUACUCCUUCAAGUACGAGACAGUGCCCAACAUCCUGGCCCAGGACUGUACCUGUGUCUAGAGCAUCCCACAGCCCAGCCCCAGACUGUGAUCCCACUGAGAAGGAGUUGCUUUCCCAGUGGGACCUUGGCCCCACAUUGCAGGGACCAAAGGGACCUGGAGGAGCAUUUUGGGCUGUGCCACCCUCCCCUGCACAAGCCAGAGCUUUGGGCUGCCCCAGGUACCAUCACGCUGCCAGACCUGCCCUAGGGCCAGUCCCUGCCCAGAGCAAGUUGGGGCAUGGCAGGGCAGGGAUAGGCACAGCCUCUGGCAAAGGCACCAUUGCCCUGCCAAAGCCAGGCUGCUGUCUGCAACCAGGUUAGCCCCCGUCUCUCUCCACCUGCUCCCCUCCCUCAGUUCUGCCCCUCCCCAAAGACUGGGGUCCCGCUUCUGCUGCAGAAUUCAACAGCCUCCAGGCAGGCCCAGGCAGCUGCAACAGGAUCAGACUGUGCCUGGGCAAAACCACGACAGGACCUCACACUGGUAGGGCUGGUGGCAUGCAUGGCACCGCAAGUGAGCCCUCUCCCGGCAGCACAGCUUGUUGAAAAGCUUAACGGGAAAUAAAUGUGCUCCCUUUACUAAAGCA